Messenger RNA from Peronospora matthiolae, 1296 nucleotides. NCBI's taxonomy places the organism in Eukaryota, Oomycota, Peronosporomycetes, Peronosporales, Peronosporaceae. The record is from the annotation of a GenBank genome assembly.
AUGCGAUGCGCGAGCAAGGCCGCCGAGAGCGCGUCUGCACGUCUCUGUGCGGACGCCGAAGCAGAAACUACAGCAACUGAUGUCCCAUCGGUUGCUGAAUCGACUCAGCCUGUAUCACCUGGUGAUGCAGGCGCUGGUCAUGAAGACACUCGUGUCUUCACAGAGUACGAGCUCGGUGUCUCGUACUCUCCUGAUACGGAUGACGGAUCCGUAUCGACGGCAAUUGAAUCCAAGCCGCCUGCCAAGCGUGGCAUGGACGAUGCUUUGCGUCGCAGCAUCUUUGGUUCAUCUGAUGAGUCAGAUGAACCAUCGCCGAAGCGAAGGCGCUCGAGGUCGCGAGACUCGGGCGCCAAUAGUGGUGUCGUUUCUCCAAUGGACACCACUUCACAGCGAGGUGCCAGUACUUCUGUCGGCACGUCGCAGGAAGAGCGGGACCGCAAUGUGUUGCGUCUCGCUCCAGAAAAGAAGGCAUGGAUGCCUCCUAAAUCUGUCAUGGAUCACUUGUCGGCGACGACGAGUGAUCGUUAUCGAACACGAUUGUUCGAUUCGUCAAGGAUUCAUCACCUUGACCCCAGCGCGAAAGACUAUCGCGCUGAACAUGAGUUCUUCAUCGAUGCUUUCUUCAGACAUCGAUGGUACAGUGGGAAUCACAAACGUGAUGGUCCCUCACUACUUCAGGCGUGGAACGCCUACAUCCAUAAUCUCGAGGAUGUAGGUCGUGACGCUUGGAACGACAAACUUAUCAAAGCUCGUGAUAAGUUUGAGAAGAGAACCCCGACAGGUGCACGCUACAAUCUGCAUCGUCUGUCUAAGGAGGACCCAGUACGUCAAUCAUCAGUUGGGAGCGGGGCUCCCAAGUAUCCCAGGACGGGGGAUAACCACGCCACCGGACGAGGUAACUCGUCUGACGUCCGUUCACGUCGCGGUGGUUCAACAGCUGCUCAACCAGAUAUUUCUGGCCACCGCGAGAGUCCUCCAAUCUUCUUUGAUCGCGUAACCCAAGCGUUAAGCAGCGAUCUCGAACAUGAGCGGGACACGCGUCUCCAACUGGCGGUCACUGUCUUGAGGCAUCGAGAUGAGUUUGCUUUUGCUCAGCUUGAGAACGAGAGAGCUCUGACGUCUCUGCGUGACGAGCUAAGGGUAGCUCGUCGGAAUGUUGAUCAGUCUCGGGAUGAGAUAACUGCUCCUCAGACCCUUGUCGACGUCCACCAUCGGGAACACAAGGCUCUCUGCGAGAUGCUUGAGCGCAAGGGCGUUCUUCAUCGGAAGAAGCAGCGUACUGAUGGUACGGCUUAA